UGCUAAAGAUAUGCCAGUGACUGACACAAUGGACCCAAUCCGCCGCAAUCCUCUUCUGGAAAUUACCAAAUGUGAGAUGUGCUUCAAUUUGGUGUACCAUUUACCGACUGGACUGUGUGCCCGCUGCUUCACUAUUUGGGCCGGAAAGAAACCAAUGGACGGACUGAGACUGACCGUCGACCAAUCGAAGGCUCUCCUUGUGAGCUUUGUUCGCCGUUCGGUUGCCCAGGAUAAGAGCCAAAUGAACCCCACGUUCCAACGCGUGAUUGCGGAGUUCCAGCUCUCCGUACUCACCGGACCCUUCUGCGACAAGAAUCCCAAAUACGAAGUCAAUGAAGACUAUUGGAAUGUGCCGGAUAUCGUGGAUGAAGACAUGGUGAUGUUUCAGCACAAUAUCGACCUGCUUGCAGAUAUACCCACCGUUUCUUCAGAAUCGGAUAUCGUGGAUGAAGACAUGGUGAUGUUUCAGCACAAUAUCGACCUGCUUGCAGAUAUACCCACCGUUUCUUCAGAAAAUAGAAAAGAAAAUUUGUAGCUGCUAUCCACUUUUAAUGCAAAUGAAAGUACAAAUAUUUUUAUAGAAAUAUACAUAUAUACAUUUUGAUAACGUGAUAUAAUAAA
Messenger RNA from Drosophila mauritiana, 621 nucleotides. RefSeq lists its product as uncharacterized. The transcript is spliced from 2 exons. The coding region runs from base 11 to 535 and encodes 174 amino acids. The record is from RefSeq and is a predicted model, not a curated record. Lineage: Eukaryota; Metazoa; Arthropoda; Insecta; Diptera; Drosophilidae.